Schizosaccharomyces osmophilus is the source of this 2724-nucleotide messenger RNA. RefSeq names its product coatomer gamma subunit Sec21 (gene sec21). The transcript has 3 exons. The record is from RefSeq and is a predicted model, not a curated record. Lineage: Eukaryota; Fungi; Ascomycota; Schizosaccharomycetes; Schizosaccharomycetales; Schizosaccharomycetaceae. Gene Ontology annotation, biological process: protein secretion; intra-Golgi vesicle-mediated transport; intracellular protein transport. The coding region runs from base 1 to 2724 and encodes 907 amino acids. Gene Ontology annotation, cellular component: endoplasmic reticulum; endoplasmic reticulum-Golgi intermediate compartment; COPI vesicle coat. Gene Ontology annotation, molecular function: structural molecule activity.
AUGAGUUAUUCCAAAAAAGAUGAAGAUAACGAUGAGUCGAUAUUCUCGAAUAUUAAUCAGAUUUCUGUAACGCAAGAUGCAAGAGCAUUUCACCAAUCAUCAAUUUCACCCCGGAAAAGCCGGAUGUUGCUUUGCAAGAUUGCAUAUCUGUUGUAUACAGGAGAUCGAUUUCCUGAAAAGCAAGCAACUGAAUUGUUUUUUGGCAUCACGAAGCUUUUUCAGCACAAGGAUCCUAAUCUAAGACAAUUUGUUUACAUUAUAAUCAAGGAAUUGUCUUCGAUCGCGCAGGAUGUGAUUAUGAUUACUAGUAGUAUUAUGAAAGACACCGCAACGGGGAGUGAAGUGGUUUAUCGUCCGAACGCUAUACGUUCACUUGUUCGGGUAAUUGACGCGAACACUGUUCCCGCUAUUGAGCGUAUUCUUACAACCGCUGUCGUUGAUCCAGUUUCUGCUGUUGCUAGCGCUGCGUUGGUAUCCGCGUAUCACUUAUAUCCAGUAGCCAAAGAUGUGGUAUCCCGCUGGAGCAACAAGGCUCAGGAUGCUACAACUUCUCAUAUUGUUGGCAGAAAGGUUGCUAAUUCGCCCUUCUUUGCCACUUCUUUAGGUUAUAUGCCUUCAGCCAGCGGUAUCUCCCAAUAUCAUGCACUUGCUCUGUUAUAUAGAAUUAGACAGUCUGACCAUAUUGCUGUCUUAAAAAUAUUUCGGGAUAUUGCUUCGAAGGUUGCUGGACUUUCCAAUUCUCAUGCUUUUGUCAUGUACGUCCGUUAUGUUGCUAGUCUUAUGGAUCAAUAUCCCGACAUGCGUAAAGACAUGGUACCUUUGUUUCACAACUGGUUGAAAGGUAAAGGCGAUAUGGUCAAUUUGGAGAUUGCUAGAAACAUGAUUCGCCUAAAGACCCUUGGUGAUGAGGAUUUACGUCCCGUAGUCGCUGCAUUAACUAUAUUCCUUACCUCCCAUCGCUCUGCCGCUCGCUUUUCUGCAAUCCGUACUUUAAAUGAAUUAGCCAUGACCCGACCUCAUCUAUUGUACUCUUGCAAUCCUAUGAUCGAAAGUCUAAUUACUGAUGCGAACCGCUCCAUAGCUACUUAUGCUAUUACCACUUUACUCAAAACCGGAAAUGAAGAAUCUGUUGAUCGUCUCAUGUUACAAAUAGCUAAUUUUAUGUCUGAAAUUCCCGAUAACUUCAAGAUUAUCGUCGUUGAUGCCAUUCGUUCCUUAUGUUUGAAAUUCCCUCGUAAACAAGAGGCGAUGUUAUCCUUUCUUAGCAAUAUACUUAGUGACGAAGGUGGUUACGAGUUUAAACGUGCUGCUAUCGAUGCUAUUUUCGAUAUGAUCAAAUACAUUCCUGAAUCGAAGGAGAAAGCCCUUGCCGAGCUAUGCGAGUUUAUUGAAGACUGCGAGUAUCCAAAGAUUGCAGUUCGUAUCCUUUGUAUACUAGGUGAAGAAGGACCUAAAGCUGCAGAACCAACAAGAUUUAUUCGGUAUAUCUAUAACAGAAUUAUGCUUGAAAAUGCAAUUGUCCGUUCGGCCGCUAUUAGUGCGCUCACUAAAUUUGGUGUCAAUGUCAAGGACAAUUUUGUUAAGCAUAGCGUAAGAGUUAUUCUCUCCAGAUGCUUGGAUGAUGCUGAUGAUGAGGUGCGCGAUCGGGCUGCUUUAAGCGUUAAAGUUUUGGAUGACAUGGAUUCCUUCCUGCCUUUUGUCAAAUCUAAUAAAGUUCCUUCUAUUCCAGCAUUGGAGCGUAGCCUUGUUCUUUACGUUACUGGUGACAAAUUUGACCAACCUUUCGACAUUGAGGCCGUGCCAACGUUAACUCAAGAACAAAUUGAUGCAGAAAAUCUCAAGGUUAAGACGGCAUCCACUGAGAUUUCUCAAGUUGCACCAGCUCCAGUCGUUGAUGAAAGCGCUGAAGCGGUCGUCAAAGCCGAAACCGAAUUUAAGUCUGUUUUGGAAUCCAUCCCUGAGUUCAGUUCUUUUGGUCCGGUUUUGAAGUCAUCUUCUUUAAUUGAUGUUACCGAACGUGAAACUGAGUACGUGGUUAAGGCCAUUAAGCAUAUAUUUGAAAAACAUAUUGUCAUUCAGUAUCAACUUCAGAAUACAUUAACGGAGGUUGUUUUGGAGAAUGUCACCGUUGGCUGCGUAUCAUCUAAUGAAAAUUUAAUCGAGGAAUUUGUGAUCCCUGCGCCAGUUGCUGCUAACGAACCAGUUUCACUUUAUGUCAGUUUCUCGUAUGAAGGUUCUGAUUUGUUCAAUACUCCUACAGUCAUUGAAAAUGUACUACGCUUUACUUCUAAAGAGAUUGAUCCUCAUACUGGCAAACCGGAAGAAGAAGGUUACGACGAUGAGUACAAUAUUGACGAUUUGUGGCUUAAGUAUGGAGACUUUUGUAUUCCUUUCACUUUCUCCAAUUUUGAUGAACAUUGGGAGCAACUUGAUCAUGAAAGUUCCGCAGUUUAUUCUCUUAGUGAAAUAGAGUCUUUCAAAGCCGCAUGCUCUCACUUGGUGGAGCUUCUGCAAAUGCAGCCCGUGGAUGGAACAGAUAAUGUAAACGAUGAUGCACCCUUGCAUGUACUGAAAUUGUGCGGUGGAUUUGUUUCCGGAGGAAAAGUGCUUGCAAUUAUAAAGAUGAUUCGUGCGAACGGCGCGGAAGGUGUCACCAUCAAAUUAAUUACAAGAGCCGAAGACGAGAAAGCUACAGAAAGUUUGCCAACCGCUUUUGAAGGAUAA